Prunus avium (sweet cherry) is the source of this 647-nucleotide messenger RNA. Lineage: Eukaryota; Viridiplantae; Streptophyta; Magnoliopsida; Rosales; Rosaceae. The record is from RefSeq and is a predicted model, not a curated record.
GGAGGAUGGACCACUCCCAACUUGAAUGAAUUUACAGUCGGCGAAUGCAAGAAUUUAAAGUCAUUGCCCGAAGGCAUUCACACCCUCACAGCCCUUCGAGUGUUGCAGGUUGAUGAUCUUCCAAAUCUGGAGUCAUUUGCAGAAGGGGGUUUGCCUCCCAACAUCCAAGAUUUGUGCACUCGUAGUUGUGAGAGACUGAGGGCUUCAGUGGUAAAUUACUGGCGAAUGGAAGGACUUGUCUCCCUUAAAUAUUUUAUAAUUGGUGGAAGUAUCUUGGAAACGUUGCUCAAGGAACACCUGCUCCCUACCACUCCUCGCUAUCUAAUUAUUAGUGCGUGUCGCAGUAUCCAAGUCCUGCCAGGAGAAGGAGAGGGACUUCAACACCUCACUUCUCUCCAAACGCUGCAAAUUGACGAGUGUGACAACCUCCAAUUCCUGCCAGGAGAGGGACUUCAACACCUCACUUCUCUUCAAGAGCUAGUUAUUAGUGAGUGUGACAGUAUCCAAUUCUUGCCAGAAGAGGGUUUGCCGCCAUCUCUUUCUUUACUUCACAUCUACAAUUGUUCUGCUCUGGAGAAAAGGACAGCAUAUCUUCUCUUCGAGAGAUUUUCGUAUGUAAGGUCGUUUCCGGAGGAGAAUUUAACACU